Messenger RNA from Toxorhynchites rutilus septentrionalis, 1620 nucleotides. RefSeq names its product probable cytochrome P450 4ac1. The coding region runs from base 32 to 1546 and encodes 504 amino acids. Gene Ontology annotation, molecular function: monooxygenase activity; oxidoreductase activity, acting on paired donors, with incorporation or reduction of molecular oxygen; iron ion binding. The record is from RefSeq and is a predicted model, not a curated record. The transcript has 6 exons. Lineage: Eukaryota; Metazoa; Arthropoda; Insecta; Diptera; Culicidae.
UAGUUUUAGUCGGUUCGUGUAAAAGAUUCGGAUGAUGCUGUCGGCGGUGCUAGUGAUAGGUUGUUUGGUGUUCAUUGCGUUACUUCUGUACGAUUGUCGUCUGCGACAAACCGAUGCCUAUCGCGCGGCUCGACAGUAUCCGGGGGGUGUUAUGUUACCCGUUCUUGGGAAUAUUCUGGAGAUUUUGUUCAAAGACCCGGUGCAAGCCUUCGUGUACGCCCGGAAGUGUGCGAAGCGAUACAGCCGUUCCUACCGACAAUGGAUUUUCGGGGAUGUUAUCCUGAACGUAGUUCGGGUGAAGGAAGCUGAACUGAUUCUAUCCAGUGUUAAGCAUACGCGAAAGAGUGUCAUCUAUCGCUUUCUUGGUCCGCUGAUGGGAGACGGUUUGCUGUGCAGCAAGGGAAGUAAAUGGCGUGCACGGCGACGCAUUCUGACUCCGGCGUUUCAUUUUAAUAUUUUGAGCAACUUUUUGCUGGGUUUCCAAGAGGAAGCCGAGCGGCUGGUAAAAUUUUUGGGAAAAUAUGCUGACGCGAAAAAGGAAGUGGAACUGCAGCAAAUCAUCACGAGAUUUACGCUGAAUACUAUAUGUGAAACGGCAAUGGGUGUAAAGUUGGAUACGUACAAGGAAGCGGACAGGUACCGAUCGAAGGUUUACGAGGUCGGUGAAAUGCUUGUACACAGAACGAUGAAUCCAUGUCUAUACGACGACGGGGUUUAUAAUCUAAUGGGAUAUCUGAAGCCUUUAGAAGAUGCCGUGCAGCCUAUUCAUGAUUUUACCAGAAGCAUUAUUCGCCAGAGAAGGAAACAGCUGAAGAAAGAUUUUCAGAAAAAAAUUACGGAAGAGAAUGUAUACAUUGGUAUGAAGGAGCGGUGCGCCAUGUUAGAUACAUUGCUGCUAGCUGAGGCGAAUGAUGCAAUAGAUGAGGACGGAAUAAGGGAGGAGGUGGACACAUUUGUGUUUGAAGGUCAUGACACAACCGCCGCGGGUAUAAUAUUUGCAAUACUCCUACUGGCGACUGAACGAGACUCUCAGGAAAGGGUAUACGAAGAGCUGACAAAGGCCUGCGAGGUAAAACCCGAGAACGAAGCGUUCACUAUGACGGACUACAACAACCUCAAAUACUUGGACCGAUUCGUGAAGGAAUCACUACGAUUGUAUCCACCGGUGGCUUUUAUUUCGAGGAGUCUCUCCGGCGCGUUGAACGUUGAUUCAACCACUUUCCCCCAUGGAACGAUCACCAACAUACACAUUUAUGAUCUUCAUCGGGACCCAGUCCAGUUUCCAGAUCCGGAAAAGUUCGACCCAGAUCGCUUCCUGCCGGAAGCAGUUGCCAAGCGCAAUCCAUACGCGUAUGUUCCUUUUAGUGCAGGCCAGAGAAACUGUAUAGGCCAGAAGUACGCUUUGCUAGAGAUGAAAACCGUCAUCUGCGCACUGUUGAGGAACUAUCGAAUCCUACCCAUAACUACGCGUGAUGAAAUCGUUUUCGUUGCCGAUCUGGUUCUUCGAGCGAAAACCCCAAUCAAAGUCCAAUUCAUCAAGCGGUAAGCGGGUUGUCUUCGUGAAAUAUUGUUUGUAAAUAUUGCUGUAAUAGGAAUAAAAUGUGGAAUACCGUCUAGAAU